AUGGUUUCCGCUGUUAUUAACACCCCCCCGGAGCUAUUACACAUGAUAUUCGCACCCCUAUCACCCAGUGAUCUCUACGCCGUAUGUCUUACGCGGAGGAGCUGGCGCUCUGUUGCCGAGCCAUUGCUCUACGCUCGUGUUGAGUGGACAUGGACAAAGUCUCGGAACCCUCCGAUCGCCCAGUUUUUGCGAAGCAUUGUGCACAGGCCCGAGCUCGCCAGUUUUGUGCAUGCUGUGAUCCUCAAUGGAGAUUGUUUUGAACGCUGGUCCCGUGACUAUAAACAGAAAAGUCCUAAACUCCCAGUCACCGAAGUUGUCUUGGACGAACUAGUGAAAAGCAUCGGAAGAAUUCAAGUUCCAUAUGCUGAGCAAUGGACCCGAGAGUUGCGCGCUGGAACGAUGGACGCGUUUGUUACACUUUUACUAUCACGGCUCCCUAAUCUGGGAGGUCUCUAUCUGGGCAAGAAUUUUGCCCGAGAGAGCCACUUCAUGGGCAUGAUGCUCCGUUCGGCCCUCUGCGAUGAGUCUCAAGAUGGCGAUCUCCCUCCAUUUACAGGUCUCCAAGAUGUGUCAGCCGUGUACCCUGGCCCAGGUAUCGAUAUUCGCAAAUACACGGGUGUCAGGAACACAGCAGACGCUCUCUCCCUUUUUUACCUGCCGUCGGUUGAACGGAUACGGGUCUUAGUGGAUAAUCCCGCUACUUUCAUGUGGCCUGGGAAAUAUUCACCGAAUCCAUCGAGACUCAUAUCGCUCGACUUGACGGGGUUGCGCGAAGGACACCUCGGAAAAGUGUUAUCAGUCACCCAAGGGCUUCGGGAGCUUCAAUGGGAUUGGUACUACCGCCCGGACCUUAAAGAUCAUUUUGUCACAGAUAUUAUCGAUUUGGAUCAAAUCGCCGCGGAUCUGUCUCAUGUUAAAGAGACGUUGACAGACUUGACUAUCACAGCAGGAUCACACGGCUUAGAAGGGGACCUUGAACGCCCGGAGCUCACCUUCAGCGGGUCUUUCAAAACUUUUAGCGAACUCCACAUGCUUGAGAAGUUGGAAGUUCCGAUUCCAUUUCUGCUUGGACUUUCUCCCUCGGCACCAAAUGUGGUUGGUCUAGAGGAAGCGCUUCCAAAAAGCAUCCAAUGGCUGACUGUUACUGACGAUCUAUGUAUGCAGUAUGAAUGGGGAUGGGAAUUCGAGACUGAAUAUCUAUUGGGGGCUUUCCGAUCAUGGCUGCAAGACUGGAAGACAUCCACACCUCGCCUCCAAGGACUUCGCCUGUUGUCAAGGGUGUGCCCAGUGCAGGACUGGCACCCUGAGAUGAUACAGGUGUUCAGAGACCUGGGUGCCCCGGCUGGAAUCCAGACUGAAGUAAUUGAGCGAGAAGGUUGGAGGCCAGGUGAAAUGGAAUUGUAG
Messenger RNA from Aspergillus bombycis, 1404 nucleotides. Its product is annotated as F-box protein. NCBI's taxonomy places the organism in Eukaryota, Fungi, Ascomycota, Eurotiomycetes, Eurotiales, Aspergillaceae. Gene Ontology annotation, molecular function: protein binding. The transcript has a single exon. Bases 1 to 1404 code for a protein of 467 amino acids. The record is from RefSeq and is a predicted model, not a curated record.